Molecule: messenger RNA, 1209 nt
Organism: Aegilops tauschii subsp. strangulata
Lineage: Eukaryota; Viridiplantae; Streptophyta; Magnoliopsida; Poales; Poaceae
Source: RefSeq, a predicted model, not a curated record
CAGUGCGAUCGCAUCGCCAGACUAGUAUAUACAGCGACUUCAAUUCCACCUGACAAGGCUAAUCACUGAAAGAUAGUGUCAGACUAAUCGCAUUUGGAUGCAAAAGAUACGCAUCAGCCCAGUAAUUAAGAGGCCCAACUCACCAAAAUCUUCCAUAAUCUUCAGUGGGUAAUAAUAAUCACGCACGCUCAACAUGCAUGCUAAUUUAAAACUAUAACCAAGCGCUAUAAAUAACCACGUUACUCACUUCCGACCAUCACUCACUUCAUCAAGCUUGCUUGCUUCUUCCACUGGAGUGGCAAUCUAGCAUCGCCUCGCCAUGGCUUCCACCAAGCUGAUCCUGUCCGCUGCCCUCGUCGUCCUCCUAAGCGUGGGGCUGUCCAGCGCCAUUAGGGUAGUGAACCACGCCGCCACCGCCGACGGCCAAGGCAGUGGAGGAGGAGGCGGCGGCGGGACCGGCAACAGCCAGGCCUCCGGCUAUGGGUCCGGCGAUGGCACCGCCGAGGCGUACGACCAGGACAACUACGCCUAUGGCUCCGGAGGCGGUGGCGGCGGUGGCCGUUGGCGAGGCCGCGACAAGUCCGCGGCUGGUUCCGGAGCUGGCGGCGCGUCCGGCUCGGGCCACGGAGACUCGAGUACCACGGACGCCGGCGGGUCUUCAACCAACGCGAAUGGCCAAGGAGGCGGUGGUGGCGCUGGGGGGAGCGAUGGCAAUGGCAGCGGCUCCGGCUACAGCGAUGGAAGCGGGUCAGGGGUAGGUGAGAACUAUGCACCGUAUGGUUCGAGCUACGCGAGCAGCGGAGGGGGCGGGGGUGGCGACGGUGGCGGCCGCAACGGUGGGUUUGCCGCUGGUUCUGGAGGUGGAUCAGGGAGCAGCAGCGGUGAAUCAACCCCUUAACUAGAGGCGAGCUCAUUUCACUUGGCUCCAAAUAAUACGGCUGGCCAGCUAGCUCUGGCCACUGCCUAAUGUUGUUCCAUUAUGUCUAGUGCAUGUGUCAAUGUGUGACACGUAUUGUAUGUUUCUUGGGACAAUGGUUAAGCUGUAAUAUUUGGAUUUUCUAGUACUAAAAGCCAGGCCAGUGGCCUAGUUUCUGAAGAGAAUAAUGUUAUUGAAUCAAUAAAGAAAACUCAUAGCAAAUCCUCCUAGUCCGAAAAACGCUUACCCGAGAUGCUUUUGCAAAGAAUCUCAUAUCUGAGAUGGUUGUAUUU